This is a messenger RNA of Myxocyprinus asiaticus (Chinese sucker), 2238 nucleotides long. It is a transcript of the gene hs1bp3, whose product is annotated as HCLS1 binding protein 3. The coding region runs from base 230 to 1120 and encodes 296 amino acids. The record is from RefSeq and is a predicted model, not a curated record. The transcript is spliced from 7 exons. Lineage: Eukaryota; Metazoa; Chordata; Actinopteri; Cypriniformes; Catostomidae. Gene Ontology annotation, molecular function: phosphatidylinositol binding.
GAUAUUUCUUAAAAAUAAAAACAGAUUUUUUUAGAUGUCGUUAACAAUCGAAAUAAACCUUUUUCUGUUUAGCAUGUUUAGCUCGUCAAGCAGCUGGCACGGAAAGAAACGCAAACAUAACUGUUGAUCUCGUGACUUUACUACGUCAUAUUGGAUUUCAAUCUCUCCGUGUCACUUCUAAGUAAUUUCACAAGACUAGGACCGUCGCUGCUAGUGUACACGUUAAACAAUGCCAGAUGGACUUAUCACAAACAGGCCUUUGCAGAAUGAGUCCACUGGAAUUGACCUGCACGUGCCACUGUAUCAGGAGGUCCGAGGAUCGAUGAUUACAGGACAUGUGGAAUAUCAGAUUGUUGUUGUGACCCGCCUUGCUGCUUUCAAGUCUGCAAAACACAAACCAGGAGAUGUUGUGCAGUUUGUUGUCUCCAAAAAGUACAGUGAACUUGAUGAGUUUUACCACAGCCUGAUGACUAGAUAUCCUAGUAUCACUCUGCCUUCAAUGCCUCGCAAAGCACUGUUUGUGGGUGAGACAGACCUCCGUGAGCGCAGGGUGGCUUUUGACGAGCUUGUCAAAUUCAUUUCCAAACACCCAAUGCUGGCAAACUGUUCAGAGUUACUGGAGUUUUUAGGAGCAAAGACAACACUUUCUGAUUUUAAAACCACUAAUAAGCCUGAAAAGGAGGAGGAAGAUUGCCUGGAUUUUUUUGGAAGAGAUGAACCAUCCAGCUUUGUGUCAGUGUCACACACAAAAAGUGUAAAACCACCUCAGCCACAUGAAGAGGAGGAAUUAUUCGACCCAUUAGGCAGUGAGCGGUAUAAGAAACACAGGAAUACUAGGAAUGUGUCCCCAGUGGCCAAGUCUGACACUAUACCCAAACCCAAAACACUGUUUGAUGAGGAGGAUGACCCAGACAAGGGACUAUUUACACCUGAAGUAAAGGCUGAUAUGAGGCUGUUUGAGGACCCACACUUUGGAAGGACUGACAUUUUGAUGUGUUCUAAUGCCAGUAACAACAGCAUUCAGUCUACUGACUCUAAAAUGGACGAAGACAUAGAUGAGCUUUUCAGAUUCAAAAUUUUGGCACCCAUUCACUUGCAUUGUGAGGACCUACACAGCUAAGAAAUUCUUCUACAAAUCUUCAUUUGUGCUCUGCAGAAGAAAGAAAGUCAUACACAUCUGGGAUGCCAGGAGGGAUGAGAGAAUUUUCAUUUUUGGGUGAACUAUCACUUCAAGCUCAAACAAGAGCAUUUGUGGCAUAAUGUUGAUUACUACAAAAAUUAAUUUUGUCUCAUCCUUCCUUUUCUUUAAAAUAAAAAAGCAAAAAUCUGGGUUACAGUGAGGCAUUUACAAUGGAAGUGAAUAAAGGCCAAUCUGUAAAUGUUAAAAUAUUAACUGUUUCAAAAGUAUAGCCACAAGACGUAAACAAUAUGUGUGUUAACAUGAUUUAAGUGUGAUAAAACUGCAUACUUUUCUGUGUAAAGUUAUAUCCAAUUUUUCAACUUCGUUGACAUGACGACGUAAUGCCAUGAACCCAAACAACUUAAAAUGACUGUAAAAACAACUAUUUACAGCUCAAAUAAUCCACAAGUUUAAACAGAAGAAUUAAUACAAGUGCUUUUAUAAAAUAAUAAGUUUCCCAUUUCUGCCUUUAAACCCCCCAAAAAUUGGGCCCCAUUGGCUUCACUAUAAUUGAGAUUUUUUCUUUUUUUUUUCUUUUUUUUUUUAAAGAAAAGCAGGGACAAGUCGAAAUAAAUAUUUGUGCUAAUCAUCAUUAUGCCAGUAACAGGGUGCAAAUUACAGGGGGGUUUGACCCCCCUAAUCAAGGCUUGAUAUCCCUCGAAGGAUGUCAAAACUAGAUGUUGGGGGGUGGGGGGGUCAUAGAAUAUACUCGUAAUAUGAAGCUUUAUUUGUAAAUAUGUACAUUUCUAUAGCUCUGCUUGAUUUUAAAUUGGAAUCUGGGCCACCCCUAAAAUAGGUCAUACCAUUCACACUGCCUGAGUGGUAGUAAAGUGUAUCAUUAAAUCAUAAUCCCCAACAUCAACACUACCUCGAACACCACUGCAUCCUAGAAUGAGAUUUCUUUUUCCUGGUUAGGGUGGAAGUGGAUUUGGACAAACUCCUGACUGUCAGCAAGACGGCCAAACGUAGACCAGAUAUUGCUCUGAAACCCAAACCUGAAGUGAAAGGAAAGUCAUCCCCUGUGACCCAUACUACUGGGCUGCAGCAGAGCAGAGCUG